GGAUAUCUCGUAUGAAUUGAGCAUCACCCAUCGUCAUCCAUACCCAUUACCCAAACCUCCCAUGAAUAAUAAUUAUGAAUUGAAACUUGAAACUCAACAGCGCUACCACUAUUAUCCUUCGCUUCUCUAAUUUUGAUUACAACCCGCCACUGUUUCUCUCAAGAUCCCUCAUAAUCCGUUGGAAAAGUUUCAAACUUUUGAGCUUUGAAGCUGGGGUUUUCUCGUUCCGCUUGUUGGGUCGUCUUCGAGAUAUGCGCGGAGCUGGCGGCGACGGCGGCGGUGGUGGUGGUGUCGCUGUCAGAGGUGGCAACAUCUACUGGGGAAGGAAAGGGGGCACUGAUUUCAGAGGAAUCGUUGUGAUCUUUGCUUGGGUUUCUGUUCCACACAACUUGCUUCGGGAAUUCGUUGAUUUGUACUCUUCUUUGGGAUGGAAUUCCCUUGUUUGUUAUGCUCAUUAUCUUUCUGCAUUCCAUGAUGAAAAUGCCAUGUCACUGGCAUUUAGUGUUCUUGAGGAGCUUAUUGAGGAACUGCGGAUUAAGCCAUGUCCUGUUGUAUUUGCUGCGUUUUCUGCUGGGUCAAAAGCCUGUCUGUACAAGGUAUUUCAGCUUAUUGAAGGAGGAUGUGAAGCUCGAAUCCACAUGCAUAACUAUCAGUUGCUUAAGAGAUGUGUUUCCGGGCACAUCUACGAUUCUGGCCCGCUAGAUGUUACGAGUGAUUUCGGCUUCCGCUUCUCUCUACACCCUUCCAUUGCAAAAGUGCCCGGACCAUCAAAGCUUGCUACCUGGGUAGCGAAAUCUGUUGUUUCUGGUUUAGAUGCUCUAUAUAUAACUAGGUUGGAAGUCCUAGCAUCUGAACAUUGGCAAGCUUUAUAUUCUUCUGUGAAUUUUGGUGCCCCGUUUCUCGUUGUAUGUUCUGAGAAUGAUGACCAUGUGCGGUACCAAAGCAUCUACGACUUUGCCCAACGGCUGUGCAAUCUUGGUGGAGAUGUCAACCUUUUAAAUUUGAGUGGCUCAUCUCACGUAGGACACUACAAGCAGCAUCCGAUCCAAUAUAGGGCUGCUGUGAGCAAUUUAUUUGAGAAGGCUGCUUCAAUAUAUUCGCAAAAACUGAUCCUCGAACGAGAAAGAACUCAUAUGGAAGGUGCACAAGAUGAGAUAUCCGAGUUAAUCUGUGACCUUCAGAAGGUGGCUAUCAAUUCAAAUAAGAGCCUUAGAAGAGUCGCAGUUGGGCCAAGCGACCAUUUCUUUAUGCCUAGUGCUGCCGGACAUUACAAUGAUAGGGACUCUGGGACUGUGCAAGACGAACAGAAAGAAAAACCUGUUUUUCUGCCCAGCUCUCCAAGCAUCAGUGCUCAUAGUGUCCUUGGUCAAUUUCUUUUUGAUGUUUGCGUUCCGAAGAAUGUCGAAGGUUGGGAUGUUAAAUUUUCCGGAACUCCAAACGGAAGGUUGUGUUCUUCAGCUCCUAGGCAUUCACCUUUCAGUGGUAUUAAACGCAUCCGUCGCUCAAGGUUAUGAAGUUGUUUCUUGCGUCCGAUUGAGGAAAUACUGUUAUAUAAGCUUGACUGAACCAUCACCAAUUUUCCUAGACAUAAUUAGAAGAUAUUAUGGAUUUUCGCUACGACAAAUGGAUCAUGCAUUUUAAGGGACAAUGGAAAUUUAAUGGUUGAAAUGGCUUUGACUAUUAAUUCCUGGUUACCCUUAGAAACAGAAGGGUGUGUAACCUUGAAAGAAGAGGUUUUGAUGGUUCAAAUAGUUUGACUCACAAGGUAAUUUCAUGGGGGUAAUCUCAAACUGUAAUGUGGCAUUUGUAGUUUGAGUUCAAGUUGGUUCCCUAUGAUGAAAAUAUCUGUACAUAACUACAUAUUAUUAUUAUUAUUAUUAUUAUUAUUAUUUAUGUAAUAUAUAGUUUUGAGGGAAUAUAAAGUUAUGGUGUAACUUGCAUGAGUCUUGGAACUUGCAAAUUAACUUGCCUAACAAGGAAAAAACGAAGGUAAGUAAAAGGGAUACAUAUAAUUCCCCUUCUGAUGUAUUGUUUCUAUUUGUUAAUUUGGAAUCCCCUAAUCUUACAUAUGUUAAAUGUGUGGGUUGGGCAGUGAUUGUUGAAUUGAGAUCAAUUAAUUGUUGAAUUGAUUCAAUUGCUACCCUUAUAUUAAUCUCUCUUGUAAUGAUAAUUCAAGUUUUCAU
Arachis stenosperma is the source of this 2183-nucleotide messenger RNA. RefSeq lists its product as uncharacterized. The record is from RefSeq and is a predicted model, not a curated record. The transcript is spliced from 7 exons. Bases 252 to 1514 code for a protein of 420 amino acids. NCBI's taxonomy places the organism in Eukaryota, Viridiplantae, Streptophyta, Magnoliopsida, Fabales, Fabaceae.